AUGGGAAAGGACAAAUUCCUCCACACUCCUCCACAAGCUUCAAGAAGCAAGCUGAACCAAAGAAGUUCAAAUGGAAGUGCCACAAGUGUGGCAAGAUGGGCCACAAAGCUAAUGUUUGCCGUAGCAAAGCUGGUCCAAGUGAAGACAAAGGGAAGUCUCAGGCUCACCUCACAGAAGAUGACUUGUGUGCUGUGGUCACUGAAGUCAACAAUGUUGAGGACAACCCAAGGGAGUGGUGGUAUGACACAGAUUGAGGGUCAUGGCAAAGUGGUGCUGAAGAUGACCUCAGGAAAGGAGAUCACUCUCCAAAAUGUGAAGCAUGUGACAGACAUGAGAAAGAAUCUGAUUUCUGGUACUCUUAUGAGUAAGGCCGGAUUUGCUACCAAUUUCGAGUCUGACAAGCUUGUGCUCAAGAAACAUGGAGUUUAUUUGGGAAAGGGGUAUGUUAAGGAUGGACUUGUCAAAAUGUGUGUCAUGCCAGUCAUCCGAAACUGA
Messenger RNA from Microthlaspi erraticum, 495 nucleotides. The record is from the annotation of a GenBank genome assembly. Lineage: Eukaryota; Viridiplantae; Streptophyta; Magnoliopsida; Brassicales; Brassicaceae.